Lineus longissimus is the source of this 2391-nucleotide messenger RNA. RefSeq lists its product as uncharacterized. Bases 1 to 2391 code for a protein of 796 amino acids. The transcript has a single exon. NCBI's taxonomy places the organism in Eukaryota, Metazoa, Nemertea, Pilidiophora, Heteronemertea, Lineidae. The record is from RefSeq and is a predicted model, not a curated record.
AUGGCCGACCGGAUAAAGGCCUCACGAGCUGCCCACAGGGGCCAAGCCACCAAAACUAUCACCGCAAUUGAUAAGAUUUUGGUCACCCUAAAAGCAAUGGAUCGAGCUAUGAUCACACCAGAAGACCUCGACGAGUUACACGCCAAACUCCAAAUCCUAGAAACCAAAAGGAAAACGAUCAAGAAGUUGGAUGCAGAACUCCUGCUGCAAACCGAGGACGACCACGUCGCCGAUGUGAUCGUCAAGUACGAUGACUAUAACUCAGAACUUGAGGGAAAGGCUGCAACGUUCAAACGGAUUGAACAACGACUGUCGGAUCAUCUGACACUAAAGCCCGCACCUGAACCUCAGCCACCGGUCCCACCUAGUCCAACAGCGCCAACGUUCGCACCAAGAACGAAGAAUGUACAGCUACCAAAGCUGACAUUACCAACAUUUUCGGGAGACAUCUUACAGUGGCAAACCUUCAACGAUGUCUUCGCCGCCGCGAUCCACAACAAUACAAACCUUGACAACGUCCAGAAAUUGCAAUACCUCCGAGCCCAACUGUCUGGAGAAGCCGCCGACAUCAUUGCCGGACUGAGUUCAACAGAUGCUAACUACGCCCAUGCCAUGGAGUUGCUGAGGAAACGUUACGGGGAAAAACAUAAGGUGAUCAGUGCCCUUAUGCGCGCCUUCUGGGAGCUGCCCAGACCGUCGGAGGAUAUUCGUGGACUAAGAACAUUCGUCGACAAGAUUGAAACUUAUGUCAGAGGACUGCAAUCCCUCAACAAAACGGAAGACUCUUAUGGGGACUUAUUAGUGCCAAUGCUAUUAGAUAAAAUCCCGCCCAAUACUAGGAAGCAGCUCACCCGGAGUAACGAGACAGCUGACUUUACUCUAAGGUCACUACGUGAGGCACUGGCAAAGGAGAUCGAGGCGAUGGACGUUGCCGAGACCAAUGAUACGAUGCACACACUCAAUGAAAGCAUGGCUACAGCAUCGUUUUUCACGCGUGAUUCAAAUUCACAGUUCAAACAGCGUAGGCCUAAACCUCAGGCCACUGGAUAUGCCGGACGAGGUGCCCGAGAGUCCAAAUGUGUGUUCUGCAAACAAUCACACAGAUCUCUGGAUUGUGUGGUUGUUACUAACAUUGACAAAAGAGCAGAUAUCGUAAAAAGAGACCAGUUGUGCUGGAACUGUCUUGGACCGCAUCAAGUCCGUAACUGUACAUCCAAGUACAAAUGCAAACACUGUAGCCAAAAGCAUCAUUCUACUCUUUGCAAAGAGAAACCCGAUGGUCCAAACCUACCAGCUGCUAACAAUUCAGAAACCAAAGGACUAUCAUGUGUCUUACCGCCCGAUGACACUGCAGUUAAUCACAUCAACCAGAUAUCAGCCGUGCUACUGAAAACUGCAGUAGCAGACAUUUCUUCCACCAUAAGUAAACACAAAACCAGUGUCGCACUUCUUUUCGAUGAUGGCUCGCAGAAAAGCUUCAUCACAGCAGAGGCCGCCACGAAACUAGGAUUUCAACUCAACGAAACCUUAGAUACGGAGAUGGUGAACAUUUCGACGUUAGGCGCAAACUCAACGGGAAUGAAACGCCUAAAUGCCGUUACGGUUGCAGUACAUACGACCUGUGGAUCGACGGUCCAUAUACGCGCUCUAGUUGUCCCGAAAAUAACGACGCCUCUCAGGAAUUACAUCGAUGAACGCAUCGCGGAUUUACCACACCUCAGAGGACUACAACUGGCACACCCUGUCAAUACGGCCAAUCCAUUCGAGAUAUCAGUUCUUGUCGGCGCGGAUUAUUACUAUUCAAUCGUUGGAUAUCGUAUAGUUCGCGGCAAAGGCCCCACCGCUAUAUCUUCGAGAUUAGGAUACCUCCUCUGUGGGCAUACCCAUCAUCGAACAACUGUCAAGGAUACAAAUACGUUGUGUGGUCAUGUUGCGCUUGAAACUUCCAAAUUGGAACAAUUCUGGGAUCUUGAAAACAUCGGGAUUACAGACAACCCUAAGGAGAAGGAAAUGACGUUCGAUUCGUAUACGGAAACUCAUCUCAGCAUGCGAGACAAUCAUUACACUGCCAAGCUCCCGUGGAGAGAGGACCAUCCACCCCUGCCGACUAAUUUCGCCGUAUGCAAUGCGAGGACACGGAACAUGGUACGUAGACUCAAACCCGAAAUUAGGGAAACGUAUGAUAGGAUAAUCAAGGAUCAGCUCUUUCGUGACUUUGUUGAACUCGUUCCCGAUGACAAUGUCAAAACAGGUCACUAUCUGCCGCAUCACCCGGUUGCUAAGGAUUCUGUGACAACGCCCAUCCGCAUAGUGUAUGACUGUUCCUGCAAAACUGGCGCAAACCCGAGUUUAAAUGACUGUUUAGAGGACUGGGCCACCACUUCUGAAUGA